CAUCCGCUGCCAAAUUCAUACCGCACGUAUCUCUCUCUCUCUCUCUCUCACUUGGCCAAGUUGUUCAACUAGCGAAUAAAAAUACUCUCACCCAGUCGAGGGGUCAAGAAAUAUGGUGGGCAAGGAAGAAUUCUUGGCGAAAGCGGAGGAUGUCGCAGAUCAGAUUUUGAGAAAGUCAAAACAUAUACUUCCUCAUGUGGCGAGAUUAUGUCUGAUCUCUACCUUCUUAGAAGAUGGGAUUCGAAUGUGGGUGCAGUGGUCAGAACAACGGGAUUAUAUGGACGCAUCCUGGGGGUGCGGCUAUUUCCUCGCUACACUCUUCGUUUUCAUCAACUUAGUCGGGCAACUCGGAGGUUGUGUCAUGGUGUUGGGACGUUUGAAAGUUGAAAUUGCUUGUGGACUUCUUUUCUUCAUCGUCGUUUUACAGACCCUUGCAUACAGCAUAUUGUGGGACUUCCAAUUCUUAAUGAGAAACUUGGCGCUUAUUGGUGCGCUUUUGCUUGUGCUGGCCGAAAGUCGCGUGGAGGCAAAGAGCAUUCUGGCCGGAGUACCCUCAUUGGGAGAGAAUAAGCCAAAAACCUACUUAAUGCUCACAGGACGCGUUCUUCUUGUAUUCAUGUUUGUAACGCUAUUACGAUUGGAAGUUUCGUUUAUGCAGAUUAUCCAAAAUAUUGUCGGGUCAGUACUAAUGGUGCUAGUAACAAUCGGGUUCAAAACCAAAUUGAGUGCUCUGAUUCUUGUAACAUGGUUGACCAUUCUCAACUUUUAUUUUAAUGCAUGGUGGACCAUUCCGUCAUACAAACCUAUGCGCGACUUCCUGAAAUAUGAUUUCUUCCAAACCCUCUCUGUGAUUGGUGGCUUGCUGAUGGUCGUCUCUUUAGGGCCUGGUGGUGUCUCAAUGGACGAAGGCAAGAAGAAGUGGUAAAAUAGAUUAGUCUAGUUUCUAGGUAUAUAAGUAAGUUCGACAUCAUGGACUGAAGAACUUGAGUUUUAAAAGUAACACGAAAUGUUACACAAUUUUUUGAUGAUAAAUAACUGUCAUUAACUUUGGGAAAAUAUUUUUGCAACAAAUCUGAUAAAAAAAACUUCAAAACAUUAUUAAACUACUAUUGAGUUGAAAA
Folsomia candida is the source of this 1121-nucleotide messenger RNA. It is a transcript of the gene Surf4, whose product is annotated as surfeit locus protein 4 homolog. NCBI's taxonomy places the organism in Eukaryota, Metazoa, Arthropoda, Collembola, Entomobryomorpha, Isotomidae. Gene Ontology annotation, cellular component: membrane; endoplasmic reticulum; endoplasmic reticulum-Golgi intermediate compartment. Gene Ontology annotation, biological process: Golgi organization. The record is from RefSeq and is a predicted model, not a curated record. Bases 113 to 925 code for a protein of 270 amino acids. The transcript is spliced from 9 exons.